AUGCUCGAUAUGUCGCAAUCGUUCCUCUUUGCCGUAUUCCUUCUGAUAUCGUGCAAUGUUCAACCCGGAUUUUCUGCUCCACCGGCGUGUGCUGCCGGGGUCACAUGUCCUCCAGGAGGGUUUUGGAGUGAAUGGGCCUACAGCGGAAACGACACGGACUGUGCAACACCGUGUGGCUCCUGCUCCACACGAUUACAAACAAGAUACUGCCUAAGUGACCAUCUGAACUGCAAAUGCUCUGGGGCUUCUUCGAGAGAAGUGCCAUGUAACAUGGAUGUGUGCAUGAGUCCAGCUCAACGAUCUUGCUGUAUUCCAUACGUAGCCAUGGCAAUCGACGGCAAAUUUCAGUGUGGCCCAUUUGCUGCAAAAACGGAAGCUCAAUGUUGUCCAGUGGGUGGAUUGUGGAGUGAAUGGUCCUCUUAUGGACGAAAUGACGCAAGGACGGCGUACAUUCGAACUCGACACUGUCUGUCAGAAUCGUCCGGAUGUCCAUGCAAAGGAGCUGAUAUCGAGAAUAGCACCAAAUGUCCAUGCAAGACAUUAGCAAAUGAGAUUACAUGUGGUAAUAGUGAAAUUCAGCCAUACAACUAUCCAGUGUUUGACAUCAACGACGAAGACUGUGUCGGUGAAGCAAUGUUCGAAAGAAGUGAUGCCACCGGAAUUGCAUAUUGCUCAAAAAUAAACGGCACGUUGUUAGCAGCAUAUGCGUUUAAAACUCCUGAUGGAAAAUGUCUCUACGAUCAUGCUCAUCUAUGCGUUUUUUACUCAUCUCGGUACCGACAAAUAUUCACUUGCGAUUUGGACACAUUGGAGUGGAGAUACGACCAUACUUCCGAUCAUAUAACUUCAUAUAAUCAAUAUAUUUACCGCAAUCCGGAUCUUUGUUAA
Caenorhabditis bovis is the source of this 888-nucleotide messenger RNA. NCBI's taxonomy places the organism in Eukaryota, Metazoa, Nematoda, Chromadorea, Rhabditida, Rhabditidae. The record is from the annotation of a GenBank genome assembly.